AUGAGUGGUGGCCCCCAGCUGCAGCUGGCUGUCCUCUGGCCUUGGCUGCUCAUGGCUACCCUGCAGGUAGGACUUGGCCAUACAGGGCUGGCACUGGCAGCGGCAGUCGAGUCUGAGAGGUCGGCAGCACAGAAGGCGAUCAUUAGGGUGAUCCCCCUGAAAGUGGAGCCGAUCAUCCUGGAGGGAGAGUUCGCAAAUGUCGCUGAGGUUACUCCAGCCGAAGGAAAACUGCUUCAGUCCCACCCGCUGUCCCUGUGCAACACCAGUGAGGAUGAGCACACGGAGUCGGGAUUCAUCACCAUUGUCAAGCUUGAGCAGCCAGAUCGGGAUCCCAACCCGUGCCUGUCGCUGGCUAACAAGGCAAAGCUGGCAGGGGAACGUGGAGCCCGUGCUAUCCUUUUUGACAUUACUGAUGAUGAAAGCGCUGCUGAUCAGCUGAGAAAGCCCAGAGGGCUGAGUCAGCCUGUGGUUCUGAUCAGGGGCCAUGAUGCUGAGCUGCUCAUGGGUGUCGUGAACAAGAACAGAGAGGCCCAUGUGAAGAUAGAGGUCAAGGAGCCACCAGCUUGGCCAGACUACGAUGUAUGGAUUCUUCUCACGGUGGUCAGCACUGUUGUUGUCAUCAUUUUGAUCUUUGUUGUCCGCACAAAGUGCCAGCUGAACAGGACUCAGGACUCCUUGCAGCAGCAGACCAUGCAGGCCAUCGGGCAGCUGGCCACACGCAACUACCAGGCCAGGUGCCGGCAGGCGUCACGGUGGGACUCCGCCAGCAGCUGCAGCUCAGCCCCAGUCUGUGCUAUUUGCCUGGAGGAGUUCAGCGAGGGCCAGGAACUGCGGAUCAUCUCCUGCUCCCAUGAGUUUCACCGGGAGUGUGUUGACCCCUGGCUGCAGCAACACCACACAUGUCCACUUUGCAUGUUCAAUAUUCUUGCCCGAGACUCAGUUGACCAGGCCCCAGUAGCAGGCUCCAGGUUGGCCCCUCGGGACAUGGAGCCUGGACGGAGACUGCACCUUUUCCGCCAGCACCCAGGACAUGCCCUUUACCACCUCCCACAUGCCUACCCUCAGAGAAACCUCAGGAGCUUCCCCCCAGAGCCAGCCCAUGGCAACCCUUUCUUCCACUCUCCAGAGCUCUCCCAGCUGGAUUUCAGCACCAUCCACUACAUGCCCUACAGGACAGCCAGCUCUCUGCCCACCUGUGGCCACCCGUCCCCCCUGGUCCCCGGCUUGCGGGGCCAGCAGCAUCCGAGCCCCACAGCAUGUGGGCAGCCUCUGACACCCCAUAGGACGUGCCCCCUGCAGCCCCAGCCCCCCUGCCUGGGACUCAAGGCAGCCCUGGCACAGCGGCAGCACCGGGCACCUGCCCUGCGCCGAGGGGCCAGCCAUGGACACCAGCACAACAGCAGCGGCUCCGGGGAGAGCUAUCUCACGGAGCACAGUGGGUACCUGGCAGACGGGCCGGGCAGUGACUCCAGCUCGGGGCCCUGCCACGGUUCCUCCAGCGACUCCAUGUUGAACUGCACAGACGUCAGUCUGCAGGGCAUCCACGGCAGCUGCUCCACUUUCCGCAGCUCCCUCAGCAGCGACUACGACCCGUUCGUGUACUGCAGCUCAGAGGGGCCCACCACAGACAAUGGGCAGGAGCGGCAGCGGCCGCCAAGGGAGACGCGGCCCAGGUCCUUGGACCUGGUGGUGCCUGGGGGUGCUGCUCCAUCCAAGGCCCAGGUGCUCAGCCAUGUCCACUACCACCACCACCAGCACCACCACUACAGAAGGGACACAGAGUGCCCGCCUGGGCGGGCCGGCCAGGGGCCUGGGCAGCGCAAGUCCCGGUACUCUGGGACCAAGGUUAGCUUCCACGGUGCUCGGAUGCAAAAGAGGGCUGAGAAGAGCCAUCACUGUCAGCAGCCUGUGGAAAGCAGCACUGUGUUACAGGAGGCACCUCCAGCAGGACAGACAGCCUGUUCCCAGCAAGGCCGGGAGCCCCCACAUGCCCCCUCUGCUUCUCUAAACAGGUUGAACUUCACUGUAGAUGCCACCAGACAACCAGGAGCAGCUGGCACAUCCCCUGUCCUGCUGCCGCAGAGACACAGCUUACAGAGUCGUCACCACAGAAGGAAAAGAAAAUGUCCCCUGGAGCCCGACCCCUCUCUCCUGCCUGAGGACUCAGCCUUGCCCAAAGCCUGUGACACUCACAUUCCUCACGGCCACCCCACUGGCCACCGCUGCUCCCCUGAAGUCCAGCCCCUGAUCCCAAGCGCUCCCUUGCCCUGCAGCUUGGGCUCUCGGCCACUUUGGAAGUGUUUAGUGCCACAGUCCAGCUCAGAGCUGAAAAAGCAGGAAGAGGGGAUGUCAGGACGGGAGGGAAACCACACAGUUCCUGCUGGUUUCUCAGGGAUGGGCACAGCAAAGCACAGUCUGAGUCUUCGCCUGCACUGCCCAACGCAGCAGUGUAGCCAGGGAUCUGAAGAGGAGGUCCAGGAUGUCCAUGAACACUCAGUUUAAUAAGACACUGGCUAAUUUGCUUACAGGAGAGCUGAAGUGAACAAAGAGGUUCAGCGUACCAGCCGUAGUGGAGGUCACAUCUUGGUCUCUGCACAGGCAGCAUAAUAACCAGCCCUGACCUGCAAGGCCCACGCUGUGAUGCAGACU
Cygnus atratus (black swan) is the source of this 2649-nucleotide messenger RNA. It is a transcript of the gene RNF43, whose product is annotated as ring finger protein 43. NCBI's taxonomy places the organism in Eukaryota, Metazoa, Chordata, Aves, Anseriformes, Anatidae. The coding region runs from base 1 to 2502 and encodes 833 amino acids. Gene Ontology annotation, biological process: ubiquitin-dependent protein catabolic process; Wnt receptor catabolic process. The record is from RefSeq and is a predicted model, not a curated record. The transcript has 9 exons. Gene Ontology annotation, molecular function: ubiquitin protein ligase activity; frizzled binding.